CCAGAAGAAAAAAAAGAAAGUGGCUCUCUCUUUCUCUAGACUACGCUCACGCAUAGGCGGAGCCAACCUCGCGCUUGGCAAUAAGCAUCUCAUUCCUUGUUUGUUCUUCGGCAAAACACACCAUUCGAGAACACCUGCACUUCUUUUCUGCCAUUACCAAUUCCGGCAACCUCUUUCUUCUUUCAGUUCAAUCUGUUCCUAUUCCGAUGCCGAUUCUUGUUUCUUUAUUUUAACCUCCGCCGGUUUUGAUUAGCGUCAGAUACGACUUUCUCCGACGAUUUUUUUUUUCUCUCUCUCUCUCUCUCUCUCUCUGGUGUUUUUGUUUCUGGCUUUUUGAAGCGACUUCUACUAUGGAAGAAAUGUACGGUUUGCAAUCGACGGCGGAGUAUUCUGAUAAGGCGUUGAUGUCACCGGAGAAUCUGAUUCUGCCUCCGGAUUAUCAGAGCCUACUGGUUACUUCUGGAGAGUUUCGCGAUCGGAUUCCGGUGUUUGGAUCCAACGAACUGCUUUCGGCGGCGGCUUCGGUGAUUUCGGAAGCUGAAGCAGCGUCGAUCACGAUGGAAAUUCAAUGUGAAGAAGAUAUGGUGAACGUGAUCAAAGCUAAAAUUUCUUCUCAUCCUACUUAUCCUCGAUUGCUCGACGCCUAUAUUGACUGCCAAAAGGUAGGAGCGCCUCCGGCGAUUUCACAUUUGUUAGAGGGAAUCCGUCAAGAAAGCGACAUUUGUAACCGUCACGCUGUAACCACGUGCUUAGGCGUCGAUCCUGAACUCGAUGAAUUCAUGGAAACGUACUGCGAUAUGUUGGUGAAGUACAAAUCAGAUCUCAAGAGGCCCUUCGACGAAGCAACCACGUUCUUGAAUAAGAUCGAGCUGCAACUUAGUAACCUCUGCAAUGGCGCCUUCUCCAGAAGCCUUUCCGAUGAAGGAGCUGUCUCGUCGGAUGAAGAGUUGAGUGGAGGAGAGAUGGAAGCUGUGGAGGCGGAGACUCAAACCAAAGGCGAGAAAAGGGAUCUCAAGGAUAAGCUAUUACGCAGAUUUGGCAGUCAUAUUAGUAGCUUAAAAUUGGAGUUCUCAAAGAAGAAGAAAAAAGGAAAAUUACCAAAAGAAGCCAGGCAAACCCUCCUUGAAUGGUGGAAUGUUCACUAUAAAUGGCCAUAUCCUACGGAAGCCGAUAAGGUUGCACUGGCAGAGAGAACAGGGCUUGACCAGAAGCAAAUUAACAAUUGGUUCAUAAAUCAGCGGAAACGCCACUGGAAGCCAUCAGAGAAUAUGCAGUUGGAAGGAGUGGAUGAGCUUUCUUCAGGUAGAUUCUUCAGAGAGGACUGAAACACACUUUAAAUGAUCUCAAUAUGUAUAUUCCCAAUGCUGUUUGAGCUCUUGUUUGCUUUCCCUUCCAUGUAUAUCUAAUCUAUAUAUAUAUAUAUUUAUAUGGC
Messenger RNA from Cucurbita moschata (crookneck pumpkin), 1432 nucleotides. RefSeq names its product homeobox protein knotted-1-like 6. Gene Ontology annotation, cellular component: nucleus. The transcript is spliced from 5 exons. Lineage: Eukaryota; Viridiplantae; Streptophyta; Magnoliopsida; Cucurbitales; Cucurbitaceae. Gene Ontology annotation, biological process: regulation of DNA-templated transcription. The coding region runs from base 351 to 1325 and encodes 324 amino acids. Gene Ontology annotation, molecular function: DNA binding; DNA-binding transcription factor activity, RNA polymerase II-specific. The record is from RefSeq and is a predicted model, not a curated record.